UUAGAUGCGCCCGCAGUUGUCCCCGGCUCAGUUUUACUUUAGACAAGCUGGAAGCCGAAAGCUGGACAUUUUAACUGACCUUUUUGCUGGACAGUCAGAGCAGAGGACAGACUGGACAUGUCUGUUAUAUUUUUCAGAAGAAUGUGCUCUUGUUAGGAGCUGGUCUGUCUUCUCCAUAUGCUUCCAGAGUCUGACGUGGUUUUAUAGGCUUUCACAACAAUUAUAGUGUUUUAAUGGAACGAAAAGACAUUUUCCGACCGCGCAGGAAGGAGGACAUCCCGGACAGGUGGCAGGACUACACAGCGAUGGGGAAGAGACUGAAAGGAACUCGCUUCAUCGCCUUCAAAGUCCCUCUGAAGCAGGCUUUGAUUAGGACGCUUCCACCCUCUGAGGUGUUUGGUCCCUGGGAGCUGCUGGAUGCUCUGAAGGAGGACAACCAUGAGCUGGGGCUGAUCAUUGACCUGACUUUCACCACACGUUAUUACAAUCUGCAGGACCUUCCUCAGUCACUGCAGUGCGUGAAGAUCUACACAGCUGGCCAUGAGGUUCCCAGUGACCAAACCAUCCUGAGCUUCAAGCGCACCGUCCGCAGGUUCCUCCGAGACAACCAGGAUAACGACAAGCUGAUCGGGGUCCAUUGUACCCAUGGACUGAACCGCACUGGCUACCUGAUCUGCAGGUAUCUGAUCGACGUGGACGGGAUGGACCCGGCCCAGGCAGUGCAGCUAUUCAACUCAUCCCGGGGCUACGCUAUCGAGAGACAGAACUACCUGGAUGACCUUCAGCACGGUCCAAAACGGAGUAAUGCGGGCAUGGAGAAGUGUGAGAAGGAGCCACAGAGAGGCCAGGCCGUCCAGCGGCCGCCUGCCGCAGCUUCCACCAGGAGAGUCUACCGCAACUCCUACAGGUCACAUCGGCAUGAAGGACCGAGUCACCGCUCUCACCCGUACUCCCCUCAACCCGCCCACACACCCCACACCCCAUUACUUCCCCGCCCUCCAUUACUCGCUCAUCUUCCUCUGGCUCCUCCACCAGCCUUGUUCCAGCCCUACAAAUGGGCCCCUCAGCACCCAGCUCAAUGGAGCGCCCCUCACUCAGACACCAGCAGGUUCAGGCACCCCCCUCCACCUGACCCACAGUGGCACCCCUCCUUUGCCUUGCUAGACAGAGGUGGAGCUCUUCCCAACCUUCCACACGACUCCCCCAACUGGACAUCUGUUGCUUAUGGAGACGGUUCAGCUGAGGGCAGGAGUGGGCCAAAUUUAAGGAACCCGGUCAGAACCUCCCAGAGACCCAGCGCUAACAGAUACGAUGGCUAUUAGUUACCAAGACAAAGCAGGUUAAAGGGGACAUAACGUACAAAACCCAUUUUUUAGCACUUAAAUUCAGUUUUUUGGUAAUUUGAGUCUCUAGCAGAGCUGCGUGUUCCUGUUGCAGUCCAGGCUUUCAGACUGUCCUCACUGUUUGAGCUAAACCUAACAUUUAACUCAGUUUGUUCGUUCAGAUUGAUCCUGUCCACAACAGAUCGUCUCACCAAAACUCCCCUAAAAAGUCAAUUCAACUGAAUCAUAAACACAUUCAAAGUCAAGUUCAAUUUAUUUUUCAAACUGGUUCAACAGUUUUCUAAGGAAACCCAGCAGAUUGAUUCCUCCUGGCCCAAAAUGUAGUGACAGCACAAACAGAUUUGCCUUUUUAAAGAAUUCUUUUGACUUUAGUCGAAUUGAUUAUAUUUUUUCGACUAAAGUGGGUUUUUUGACUCUAAUGGUCUUUAUUUUAAAGUGCUCAGCCAGGAAAGUAUAAAUUGAGAGGAAGGGAAGACAUGUAGCAAAGGUCAACAGGCGAGGACCCAGGCCUCCUUAUGUGGGUUGUGCUUCCCCCUUGGACAAUCAUUGCACCCUGUCUCUUGUGGUUUUUAUUAAGAUUUAUUUUGAUUCUACUGGUUUGUAUUUGAAAGGAAGUGGGCAGAGAGAAAGGGGAGAGAUGGGACUUGAACUCAUUGAGGUCUCUGUAUAAUUAGAGCCUGGCAUCCGGCCCACUCUAAACACUGCGCCACACAGCGCCCUGGAAUGUGCCUUUUUUACAGGAAGAAAGCUCCAACAGAACCAGAUCCGAGCUCAGUGUGAAUCUGCUGCAAUCGAGUGGAGGAGGGCCGGCCCAAGCCACCAUUGGGCCCUAAGCAAAAUUUGGUUUUGGGGCCCUCUAGUUCUGCUAAAGAUGUGGACUGGCUGCAAUCAGCAGUCUGAUCAUUAGAUCAUUCAUACACCUGCUAUAAACUUAUUGCAUCUCCGUCAGUGCUGUUUACAUUAUAUACAUAUAUAAUAUAGGACACAUUUAUUGGCCAAUCGAUUUAUCGACCAAUUGAUUUCUGGGUGCCGAUUUCCUUAAUUUUGGGGGAUCGUGAUCUGCUAAUACUUACAUAUGAAGCCCAUCUUAUCCACCAAUUUUAUCAUCAGCAAAGGUUUAAAAAUCAGCCUCUGUCCUCUUCUGCUCUACAGUGAGAGGUUUGACUGACAGACCAGCCCAACAGGUCAAGUCUGCACAUUAACAUGUUUGCAGUUAACGAUAUUCAUCCCACUGUUGCUAACUCAGUGACUUUCUUGCUAUAUUUAGCAACAUUUCAGACAAAACAAAAAUUCAUAUCAGCCAAAAUCAAAAUCGGCAGGUCAGGCUUUUUAAAGAUCAGUAACCAGUGAAGAUUGGCCAGAAAACUGCAAACGGUGCAGCCCUACACAUUUAUUCAUGACAUUCUUUGAUUAAAUACAUUUCUCUUAAGCAUUACUUCAGUAGCUAAAAAUGUAAUUAAUACCAGGUGAGUCCUUGAGAAGUUUUAAUUAUUGUUAUCAAAUGUUAUCAAGCACUGCGUUUUGAUGCCAAAAAUACGUCAGAAAAAUACAAAGCCAACCAUGAGAAUCAACUCAUUAAAAAUGUAAACUGUUUCACACAAACACAAAGACCCUUGCAUACAUGUUUGGCUGUUUAACUGGACCGUUCCAGGUCGCUUUACAAAUCGUUUACAUUACCAAGACACACCCUAAGCGGCUGCUCGGUUUGGUUAUGCCUUGGGCCGGCCCUGGAGUGGAGAUGACGGCAGAGACAUUAGCUGUGUUAAGAGGAGCACAGUUCUGGUACCAGCUGCUGCCUUCACUGGUUUUUGUUUUUCAUCAGAUUUUUUUACUGCAUAUAAAGAUAUCCUUUUUACAACUCUUCCCCUAACUGAUCCAAAUAAAACUUUAUUUCAUUGUAACUUUCAGUUUGGCUUUUUUGUGUUGUUUAAAGCAGUCUUAAAAGUCUGACUUUGGGUGAAAACCAUUUGAGGAUGUUUUUCAAUUUUUGUGCUAACAGAGCCUUAUUUUUCCAAUUAUUGAAUGUGAUCAUCUCAGAUGCACAUUUAUCUGUUUUCCUUAUAAUAAAAAUGACAUUUUUACUGUG
This is a messenger RNA of Poeciliopsis prolifica (blackstripe livebearer), 3429 nucleotides long. Its product is annotated as RNA/RNP complex-1-interacting phosphatase-like. Bases 234 to 1322 code for a protein of 362 amino acids. The transcript has 9 exons. The record is from RefSeq and is a predicted model, not a curated record. Lineage: Eukaryota; Metazoa; Chordata; Actinopteri; Cyprinodontiformes; Poeciliidae. Gene Ontology annotation, molecular function: polynucleotide 5'-phosphatase activity; protein tyrosine/serine/threonine phosphatase activity. Gene Ontology annotation, biological process: protein dephosphorylation.